GUAUUUUUGAUCAAAUAAAUGCAGCUUUUUUCAGAAACAUUAAAAAAAAAAUCUUUCCAAUCCCAAACUUUUGAACUGAAGUGUGUAUAUAUAUUUAUGUCUAAGAGCUAUCUUUCUCUAUAUAGAAUGUGUGUGUGUGUGUGUGUGUGUGUGUGUGUGUGUGUGUGUGUGUGCAAUAAAAAAUGAAAUCAAAAAGUAUCCUUAUCGUCCAUCUAAUGAGUUUUGGGUCUCCUUUACUCAAGCUGAUAGUAGAGAUUAUAAUCUACGAGCAGAUAAAUAUUAUUGAGCUAGAAACAGAUUGUUAUCAGUGACCCAUUGGACAACACAACACGAUGAAGUCAUGAGCAGCUGAUGCCGGUGCUGCUCACCUAGCAACCAGCCAGAGCACCCUAGUUACCGGCUGAGGUGACACUGAUGUGUUAGUAAAAGUGAGUUGUUCUUCUCCAUCUUCAGACCUCCUCGGUCUGCUCAAACACACUGAUGCACAAUCAAACUGAAGAACGCAUUGAACUGAAUUCAUAAGUAACGCUUUAUUUCACAGCGUCCCUGUUACACGUGAUAUCACUACACUAAAAUCAGCCUUUUAUGCAUAAUUACGAGCAACAUGCACGUGUAGUUAAUUAACACACUGUGACAGGAACACAUUAAAUAAAGUGCCUUUUUUUCUGCACUUCUCGAUUGCAAGAAAGGACUUUGUUUUAAGUCGAAUGAAAUAAAAACAUAAUGAGCACUAUAAAGAAAUUACAGCAGUGACUCACUCGCAACCUUUGCAUCCGCAGCGGUUUGUUUUUACAGUGAAAACAUGGAUUUGAGCAGCAUUCCUGACUCCGGCGGUUACACAUUAAACUGGAUCUGGAAUCAAACACCUCACACAACACACCCAUCAGAUCAUCACACACACACUGACCGUCAGGAUGGACACGGCCAGCGUAGCCUCCAGCGCUCAGGAACGACCCAAAUGGGACAACAAGGUCCAGUAUCUGCUGACAUGCAUCGGAUUCGCCGUGGGACUCGGGAACGUUUGGAGAUUCCCGUAUCUGUGCCAGAUUUACGGAGGAGGUGCAUUCCUGAUCCCGUACCUGAUCGCGCUGGUCUUCGAGGGAUUGCCGCUGCUGUAUCUGGAGCUGGCGAUCGGUCAGAGCCUGAGGAAGGGCAGCAUCGGCGUCUGGCACUCCAUCUCUCCUCUGCUGGGUGGAGUGGGUGUGGCGUCUAUGUUCCUCUCCUUCCUGGUGGGCUUGUUUUAUAACAUGAUUCUGGCCUGGGUUCUGUGGUACUUCUUCCACUCGUUCGAGGAGCCGCUGCCCUGGAGUCGAUGUCCCGUCAAUGACAACAACACGGGUUAUGUGGAGGAGUGUGUGCUCAGCACACCGGUCAACUACUACUGGUACAGACAGACGCUGAACAUCUCUCCAGACAUCGAGCAGAGCGGCUCUCUGCAGUGGUGGCUCGUCCUGUGCCUGGCCUCGGCCUGGAGCAUCGUCUACAUCUGCUUCAUACGGGGCAUCGAGACCAUCGGGAAGGCCGUGUACGUGACCGCCACCUUCCCGUACCUGGUGCUGACCAUCUUCCUAGUGAGGGCCCUCACGUUACCAGGGGCCACCGACGGUCUGCGGUACCUCUUUACACCAGACUGGACGCUGCUGACGCACCCUCAGGUGUGGCUGGACGCGGCCACUCAGAUCUUCUUCUCUCUGUCUCUGGCCUUCGGAGGACUCAUCGCCUUCUCCAGCUACAACCCCAAAAAGAAUAACUGUGAGCGAGACGCUGUGUUGGUCGGAUGCAUUAACAGCGCCACGUCUCUCUACGCUUCCAUUCCCAUAUUCGCCAUCUUGGGCUUCAAGGCCACGAGCAACUUCAACAGCUGCGUCGACGGUAACAUCCUGGAUCUGACCAACGCCUUCGACAUCGCGGACAAAAACAUCACGAGUGAGAACUACCAGAACUGGCUGAGCUAUCUGAACUCGAGGGAUCCGGAUAAAGUCUCCAGUCUGAACCUGAAGCACUGCGACCUGCAGAACUUCCUGGACCAGAGUGCUUCAGGAACGGGUCUGGCGUUCAUCGUGUUCACGGAGGCGGUGACGGAGAUGCCGGGUUCUCAGGUGUGGGCCGUGCUCUUCUUCGUCAUGCUGUUCAGUCUGGGUCUGUCCUCCAUGUUUGGGAAUCUGGAGGGCGUCCUGACGCCGCUGCUCGACCUGCACAUGGUGCCCAAGUGGAUGCCCAAAGAGCUCUUCACAGGUCUGAUCUGCGUGCUGAGCUUCCUGGUGGCGUUGAUCUUCACGCUGGGAUCUGGGAACUACUGGCUGGAGAUCUUCAACAGUUACGUGGGCUCCGUCCCGCUCCUCGUCAUCGCCUUCUUCGAGAUCAUCGGAGUCGUUUGCUUCUAUGGAAUGAAACAGUUCAGCGAUGACAUCGAGAACAUGACGGGACGCAGGCCGAACCUGUACUGGCGCGUGUGCUGGAUGGGCAUCAGUCCCCUCAUGCUGCUGGUGGUUCUGGUGGCGUACGUCGCCGUCCAGGUCCAGAAACACCCCACGUAUCCCACCUGGGACCCCAAAUAUGAAAACUUCCCGGAGUCGGAGGUGAAGCCGUAUUCGGACUGGGUGUUUGCGAUCUGUGUGCUGCUGAGCUCCGUUCCUGUGCUCUCCAUCCCCAUCGUGGCCGCUUACAGACUCAUCCGACGGCAAACGCGCUCGCAGACCGGCAGCGGUUACCCCAACCCCUACAGCAACGAGGCCUUCGCACCCGACGCUCAGACUGAGAGCUUCAAAGCGCUCUAGAAGAGACGCCACUCCCUCGAAACAAACUCUUGAAACUCCAUCCCUGGAUUUUAAGCACGUUUUUACUUUUAAACCAACGUGUGCCCGAGGAAGAACCAGUUUUUAGUACAACUCUGAAAUUUGACUUCACUACAUCUGGAAAUUAUUUAAAUUACAUAUAUAUAUUAGUGACAAAAGUUUGUCCUUAAACUAUGUGGAAAAAAAAACGCAAGAUGCUCGACAAAUUUCCAAGGUGUAAAUAUCAUGUUUACAAAACUCAAAAUAGUGAUUUCAUUUUUAGUGAUUUUUUUUUUUAUUUAAUUGUUUUUUUAAUUUAAAUAUUAAAAAAUAUUACGUGCAAUAUAUAUAUGUACAUAUACAGUGCUGGGCAGAUUAC
Molecule: messenger RNA, 3153 nt
Organism: Megalobrama amblycephala (Wuchang bream)
Lineage: Eukaryota; Metazoa; Chordata; Actinopteri; Cypriniformes; Xenocyprididae
Gene: slc6a18
Product: solute carrier family 6 member 18
Exons: 12
Coding region: 915-2777 (620 amino acids)
Biological process (GO): sodium ion transmembrane transport
Cellular component (GO): plasma membrane
Source: RefSeq, a predicted model, not a curated record